This is a messenger RNA of Eimeria mitis, 1257 nucleotides long. RefSeq lists its product as uncharacterized. The transcript is spliced from 7 exons. The coding region runs from base 1 to 1257 and encodes 418 amino acids. NCBI's taxonomy places the organism in Eukaryota, Apicomplexa, Conoidasida, Eucoccidiorida, Eimeriidae. The record is from RefSeq and is a predicted model, not a curated record.
AUGGCCGCAGCAGCUUCUGCGCGUCUUCUCCAGUUUAGGGGGCUCGUUGCCUUGCGCCCUGCUGCUGCUCCUCCACGGCAGUGCAUUGCUGCUGCAGCCGCAGGUGCUGCCGUUGCUGCUGCACCAGCAGCCAGCUGCUGCAGCAGUAGCGGGACAAAUGGCCUGAUUCUUGCUGCAUCGUUACCCCGCAUCGGUGGCCACCUGCGGCACAGACUGCAACAGCAGCAGCUGCUGCUGCUGCUCAGUGCAGAACCCGCAGCAGCGGCAGCGGCAGCAACAGCAGCAGCAGUGUCUGCUGCUGACGUUUCCUCCUCUUCUCUGUUUCGACAACAACACCGGCUGCUGCAUCUCUCUGCUGGACGGCGGCAGCGCGACGCACCCGAUCAGGCACCCAAGCGGGAGCAACCAGCAGCUGCUGCAGCUCCUGCUGCUGCUGCUGCUGAGUGCCACCACCCCGCUCCCUUUGCUGCUACAGGCGUUCAUGUUAUUCCUGAAGAAACGGAGGCCCCACUGCACCUGCGGUCAGGCUUCACUGCAGCGCCGCCAGUGCUCCUGUUUGGGGCGGUGUCAGUUUCUCCUGUUAUUGCUGCUGCAUUGAUAUUUAAGUCGCUGCUGCAGCAGCGGCAGGAGCAGCAGGAGGACGCAACGGCAGCAGCUGAAGAAGGGGAAGCAGCUCUCAAAAGGGCGCAGCAGAUUGUGGCGAAUUCUCUGUCCUGUAUCUGCAUAGCAGGAGGAUCGCAGGACUGUCGCAUCGCCUCCAUAUGUGUGGAGCCUCAUUUGCCUGAGAGCCGCGUGCUGCGUCUUCCGUCUAAGGAAGUGAUUAAAGGCAUUGAGAACAACGCCUUGACGUACCUCCUAGCAGGGGAACGCAGCUCCUUCAGUCUUCCCUUCAAUUUCAUUCACUUUGCCCUCAGCAGCAACUCCCAGGUGUACGCACAGCUGCAGCAGGGACAGCCCCUGGCACUGCUUUAUGUCGACGCCACAACGGGAGACAGUUUGCUGCUAACGGGCGUCGCAGCUGUAGUUGAGGCGGCCCCUUACAAGGCCCACUACUGGAGGAGUUGCUGGGCCGCAGCACUACCAGAGGGUCGUCAUAGCGCGGACUACAAGCUGGUGAAGUUUGUCCCCAACACCAUUGCAAUUGACUUGGCCAUUCGAGGCGCAGCGAAGUGGAGGCCCAUCAAACUGCACCGGGUUAUAACGAAAGAAGACAUACACUGGAAACUAGAAAAACAGACAGAAGACAACGCUUCGUGA